CCCGGCAGAAAGACCAAGGGACAAGAGGAGUCAGAGGGUGUGAAGUCAGGCUUCUCAGGGGCAAGAAGGAAAGCAUCCAAAGCCAGCUGGUCUGGCUUUGAAGUAGAAGAAAGAGAACGAGUGAUACAAAGAAGAGAGACCGAAAUAUAAAGAGAGGAAACAAGAGAUACAGAAAGUGAAUCCUUGCAGGAAAAAACCUGAAGACCCUUUACAGCAGGUUCUGUGAAGGCAUUUGUGCAACAACUCAAACAGGACAUUUUUCCCAAGGAGGAGAAAUCUGCAGGAAGCUUAACGCGAGCGAGGGAAGCAUUGAAGGCUAAAGAAAGAGACAGACAGGCAGGAGCUGGAUAUUCUUGGUCCAAUAAAGAGGUUAUCACUGCUUUGAUAGUUGGAUUGUGGUGUGGUCACGAGAAGGACAGAGCCAGAGAGAGAGAAGAGAGUGUUGUACAAUGUGCUAGGAGUUAAGGAAGAAGACGAGCUCGGUAGUUUUUCUGAUAUUCUUGAGGUGUCAGAGAGACCGAACAGAACGCAAAGAUGGGACGGAAGAAGAUACAGAUCACCAGGAUCAUGGAUGAGAGGAACAGGCAGGUUACCUUCACGAAGAGGAAGUUUGGGCUAAUGAAGAAGGCCUAUGAGCUCAGCGUUCUAUGCGACUGUGAGAUAGCCCUGAUCAUAUUCAACAGCUCAAACAAACUCUUUCAGUAUGCGAGCACAGACAUGGACAAAGUCCUGCUCAAAUACACUGAGUACAACGAGCCCCACGAGAGCAGAACUAACUCUGACAUUGUCGAGGCGCUAAACAAGAAAGAACACAGAGGCUGUGAUAGCCCGGACCCCGAUGCCUCAUAUGUCCUCACCCCUCACACAGAAGAAAAGUAUAAAAAAAUUAAUGAGGAGUUUGAUAAUAUGAUGAGAAAUCAUAAAAUCCCCACAGCGCUGCCCCAGCAGAACUUCUCCAUGCAUGUGGCAGUACCAGUCUCCAACCAGAACACCAUGUCCUACAACCCAGGAGGCUCCAUGAGCAGCCAUGCCCUGGCCCAGGCCACAGCCUCUCUGAGCGACAGCGGGAUGCUCUCUCCCCCUCAGGCCUCCUUACACAGGAACGUGGGCUCCAGCGGUGGCCAGCAGAGGCCCCCUAGUCAAGGCAAUGCAGGGAACGGCUUUGUCAACCCUAGGGGCUCUCCGGGACUCCUUGGCGCAACCAGCGGGAACGGCCUGGGGAAAGUCAUGCCAACCAAGUCUCCACCGCCCCCUGGAGGGAACAUGGGGAUGGGCAACCGCAAGCCAGACCUGAGAGUGCUGAUCCCCCCGUCCAGCAAAGGCAUGAUGCCCCCACUGUCGGAGGAGGAGAAAAUGGAUUUGAACACCCACAGGAUAAGCAGCUCCCAGUCCCAGCUACUGGCCACCCCAGUAGUGUCUGUCACCACCCCCAGCCUGCCCCCCCAAGGCCUGGUCUACUCAGGCAUGCCCACCGGCUACAACACCGAGUACUCCCUGAGCAGUGCAGAGAUCUCCUCCCUACAGGGCUUCGGCGCUCCAGGCCUCUCUCUGGGCUCCAUGUCGGCAUGGCAACAACAUCAACUGGGCCAGGCAGCUCUCAGCUCUUUGGUGGGUGGUGGUCACCUACCUCAGGGCUCCAACCUCUCUAUCAACACCAGCCAGAACAUCAACAUCAAGUCAGAGCCCAUCUCCCCUCCGCGGGAGCGCGUCACCUCCUCUGGCUUCCCCCAGCAGCAGCAGCAACAUCAGCAGCAGCAGCAGGCGUCCAGCCGGCAGGACCUGGGCCGCUCGCCAGUGGACAGCCUCAGCUCCUCCUGCAGCUCGUACGACGGCAGCGACCGCGAAGACCACCGGCCGGACUUCCACUCCUCGUCCAUGGGGCUGGGCAGACCCCCGGCCGGCACCGAGGACAACAGGGAGAGCCCCUCUGUCAAGCGCAUGCGCAUGGACACCUGGGUGACAUAGAGCCACCCAGUCAGGCCUCCAGUCACCAGCUAGUCAGACGGAGGGAGGGAGAGGGUAGACAUGGGGGAGAGAUGGAGGGGGUAGGAAAGGUCCUGAUAGUUAUCAUUAUAAUAUUAUUAUUUAACUCCAUUUCAUUUUGUAAGAAGGAGAAUGGCAAAUAAAUUAAAUAAGUCUCACAUUAAUAAGAAAAACAUUCAAGUAGUUGGACUGAAUUAUGUACACAAACAGAUGUUAUCAGGUACUGGGUGCGAAUCAGAUUAUGUUUGCAGGAGUCCGAUGUUCAAAGAAAAAAAAGAAGAAAAAAACAAAUCUAGAUUAUUGUAGUCACUGGUCUAGUCUGGCACUUACUUGUAGUUGCUGUUUUUGCUGUUGUGGUUGCAAGUUACAAACAAUCAAAGAAAGUCUGAGUGUUGCCUGCUGGCUGAGGGCCCCUGUUUGUGGCGUCCACUGUUAGAGCUCAUGUUUCACUACACGGUGUAACCUCAUACGACUUUAAUCUCAUACAACUUUGUCUCAAUUUGUCUCUUCUAUUAACUUAUUAAAUCAAUAGAUGUGAAAUCAAAUUUUAAAACAAUUUCGACCUCAGAGACACUCUACAAAAUAGUUGUUGUUUUUCAUUUGAAAGAGGUUUCCCUUGUGGGGUUUGAGACAGGAAAAGCUAUCCUGUAUGGGAAGGACAUGGCUCAGAGUCAUGUGUUUAGUUUUAAAAUAAAUAGGAAAAAGUAUAUUGCAAUAAUAACAUAUUCAUUUUAUAAUCUGAUAUAUGGGACAUUAACAUUAUGGGAAAUUGUCCAGUUGAACUGGUAACAUAGUAAUAGCAAGACAUCUUCUCAUUGCUCCAACAAUUCAUUGGUAAUGUAAGCCAAAGCUGUACUGUAUGUUUCUUUCUGUUAUUUUGUAGCUAUGGUUUCCUAGCAAUUCUCUCAAAAACAAUUGUUAAUUUUUUAGUUUAGUUUUUACUGUGCUUUGUUACAAACAAUAUAAAGACAUGCAAGCCAGAUCUUGAAUCAAUAUCUAAAGCCAUGAACACUUGCUGUUCUGUUUGUAAAAUUAAACAUUUGAGCCAAACACUUUCUUUUGUUAUGUAAAUAGCAACUUUAAUAUAUAUAUCACCUUGGUGUAAGUACGUAUGUAUUGUACCAUCACCAGAUUCAAGAAAAAGGUAUAUUUUUGUGGAUUACUGCCAUGUUUACGGGCGGGAUCCUUAUUAAGUAGAUGAUUCACUGGUUAAUAUUUACUAUUUUGUUAAUUAUACUGUACUUUCUUCAAAAUUGAAUUACUACCGUUAUAAUCAAAGUGGUUUUGUUUCCAGAGAGUCGUUUUUUGAGUUGUUUUCCCUUUAAUAGUGGUGAAUGUCUGUCCUUAAGAAAUUGUAAUAACAGUGAUGUAAGGUUAAAGUUCCACUAUAUCUUAUGUUGUGAAGGAUAAUCUCAACGCUGAGGAAAAUAUGGUUUAGGGUUAGGCUAUUUACCUGUAGCUGCUGAAUACACUGCCAACUUUCAAACCCAAGGUCCCAUCUCAGCAUUGAAAAACCAUCCAUUGUGAUUGUGCUUUACUCGAUUGAAAGACAUGCCAUUUCAUGAACCAUGCCAAUAAACCUAUUUGGGUCGCUCCACGAAAAGA
Messenger RNA from Coregonus clupeaformis (lake whitefish), 3588 nucleotides. RefSeq names its product myocyte-specific enhancer factor 2A-like. Lineage: Eukaryota; Metazoa; Chordata; Actinopteri; Salmoniformes; Salmonidae. The record is from RefSeq and is a predicted model, not a curated record. Gene Ontology annotation, biological process: cell differentiation; heart development; positive regulation of transcription by RNA polymerase II. The transcript is spliced from 11 exons. Gene Ontology annotation, molecular function: DNA-binding transcription factor activity, RNA polymerase II-specific; histone deacetylase binding; protein dimerization activity. The coding region runs from base 535 to 1965 and encodes 476 amino acids.